UCUCAGGAAAUCUCAUCUACUCUUUCUCACAAACGCUACUUGUGGAAUUACAAUUGCCAUCAUGACUCUUGAGGAAGUUAUCGUCCAGAAGCCUAUCGAGAGAGCCCAGUGCACCGGCAAAGCAUUGGAAGAAGUGCUGGAGACUGCCAAAGCCAAUGACUGCCUAACCAUCGGCGUCUACGAAUCUGCUAAAGUGAUGAACAUUGAUCCUGACAGCGUCUCUUUCUGCGUGCUGGCCACUGAUGAGGAGUUCGAGUGUGACAUCGCUCUUCAGAUUCAUUUCACCCUCAUCCAGGCUUUCUGUUUCGACAACGAUAUCAGCAUCGUCAGAGUCAGUGACAUGCAACGCCUUGCUGAGAUUGUUGGCGAUAAAUCUGAACAACUUGAUGAUGCCCACUGCGUCCUCAUCACGAACCCUGCUGAAGGUUCUUGGGAGGAUCCAGCCCUCGACAAGCUGCACCUGUUCUGCGAAGAAAGCCGCAGCCUCAACGACUGGGUCCCAGAGAUCACUCUGCCUGAGCGUUGAACUGGGCCUAUACUCUUCUCUGAUCGAGAUGCUGUAAACCUGAAGGAAUACUCAUCCUACUUGACAGGAUGAUGCAACUUUUCCUGCAUCCCUGGAUACUCCUGAGGAGGAUCUCAGUCCAGGCACCGCGAGGUUAUGCCCGAGUGGCCCUCGCGGUUAUCGUCGCGCCUCGUACCGUCCAUGCCAAGCUGACCCAGGUUCUUUAUGUGAACCAGGGGCAGGCAUGCCACGAGAGCGACACAAUGGCCCUCAUUCUUUGUGCGGAUGAGGUUUGGAGAGGAAGGAGAAGCGAGUUUUGCGGCUGUGGCCUUGCCACAGAGCAAAUAUCGCAUGCGUUUGUACACGCAGUGGACGAAGUGGUCGUCGAAUGAAGCAUGCAUUUUUAAAAAUGGACUUAACAUCUCGCUCCCUUUUAAAAAUCAGCUUUGCAGAGUCAGAGGAUACUUCUCUGUGCUCUGCAAGAAUGUUUCUCACUUUCCAGAAUUGUCUUAAAUCUCUAAAGGUUUCACUUUAGAAUUUGUAACGAAACAUAAUUAUG
This is a messenger RNA of Alosa sapidissima (American shad), 1064 nucleotides long. RefSeq names its product growth arrest and DNA-damage-inducible, gamma b, tandem duplicate 1 (gene gadd45gb.1). NCBI's taxonomy places the organism in Eukaryota, Metazoa, Chordata, Actinopteri, Clupeiformes, Clupeidae. Gene Ontology annotation, biological process: regulation of cell cycle. The transcript has 3 exons. The record is from RefSeq and is a predicted model, not a curated record. Gene Ontology annotation, cellular component: nucleus; cytoplasm. The coding region runs from base 62 to 526 and encodes 154 amino acids.